AUGCGUAGCUUGCUCUCCCUCGACAACGACGUCCUGCACGAGAUCUGUGGUUUUCUUCCUCGGUCCGACGCGAUCAAAGUUGCUGUCACGGCCAAACGGCUGUAUCCGAUCGUCAUCCCCUACGUCCUCGCCUAUGCGUCCAUCGCGACCGACUAUGAGUACUUCAACGAGGCCAUUGACUUCGUUCUCGCCAAUGACCCGUGUCUGCACCGACCACGCUCCGACUUUGCACGCAACCUCGUGGUCAUUUCCGUUUCCCCCGACGACAUCGCAUCCCAGUAUCAUCACUACGCUCCGAAACUCACCUCCCUUCUCUCCGUUACGUGCCACUAUCUCCGCAAGCUCAUUCUGCACAACGUGGAAGAGUACGCAAUUCACUACCCGUCGCUCCUCGAAGCCCUCGGCUCUAUGACCCGCCUUUCCUCUCUCGAGUUGCACGACUCGGGGUUGACCGCGAUCAAAACCAUGCCACAACUCCUGAAGCCGCUCGCGUCAACUCUUCGCGGUCUUUGCAUCGCCUUUCACAGUACCUCCCUCAUCGACAUCCUAGAUUACAAGCUCCUACUUGCCGCGCUCUCCGCCUUCCCUCUCCUGGACGACAUUUGUCUCAAUUGCACAAUCUUCGCCGGCUUCCUCGAAUCCCCCGACACUGCCCUCCCUCGUUUCCCACCAAUGCCGAACGUUCGCAAACUCGAACUGAUUGCGUGCAUGCCAAACCUAGUACCUCACUGCCCAAACGUCAAGAUGCUCCUCCUCGACAAAUGCCUCAUCCAAGCCAUCACCACACGUUACAAGUGGCCCACCCUUGACAACCUCAUCAUCCAAGGGGCAAUCGGACUGGAAUGCGUAUCGGGGUCGGGUUUCCUUGAGGACAUUGAACGGCUUCACAUAGCAUCCCGACACGUGAUCGCGUCCUGCGACCUGGAAUCCAUUUUGCCCUUGAUGGAGCUGGAUCUUACCAAAGGAAUGCGUGGCCUCGACAUCAGCUUGGUCGUGAUGCAUUGGACUCCCGAAUCCUGGAAUUACGUGCUCGACGGUCAAAAGUAUCUGUGGACCAUCCUCGGACAAUGCACGCACCUCCGUGCCCUAAAUCUCGCCGUCGACGUGAACGACAGUAUUGAGCAUGGAGCCCUGGCAAAUCUAUUGGUCGAGAGGCUCGCACAACUGAAGCUCGUCUAUCUCAACGUCUCGCUGUAUCGCGUCCUCCUAGCCACCAAAGAUGUCCUCGAUGAGCGGGCUCGAAUCCGCAUCGUCCGCGACAUGCUACCGCGCGCGCUGGCCAAAGCGAUCCCUACUCUGCGCGUCCUCGUGGUUGGGAAGUGCAAGUCAGAAGAGGCCUAUCUCGAACCCACAUCUGCAGAGACAGCGUCGGACGAUCCCACAAGUCCAGACCGACUCGGCGAUGCGGCGGUGACUGCGCUGCACGAGCUCAGACGGCUCAACGCUGACAAAUCGGUGCGGGACCGCCGAUCCUGGUGGAUCGAGCGAGACGUGGAGGGGGCAGUCGAGAUGACAGAAAUUUGGGCGGAGACGGCGGAGAAGGCGAGGACGUUGAUAGAGAAGAAGGACUUCAGAAAACUCGACGGAACAAACACCCACACCGGCGCGCUCGACGUCGCCCUCCCCGGUUCGCGCUCCUCAAGCUUUUGGCAGCGGGCGGACGUUCGCGGCGUCGGCGUCGGCGUCGGACUCAUCCGGUCCCCGCCGCCUGGUCCCAGCUACUCGCACAAGCCACAGUGGGAUGAAGCUGAGGACUCCGAUGGGUCCGGAUCAACCAAACCCGUCGAAGUUCUCGUGUCACCUAGAGAGAAACCCGCCACGAAGACACAGCCGCCUGUCAAGGUGCGGUGGAUCGUACACGAGGACGACUAUUGGCAAGCAGAGGUCCCCGAGAAAUUGAAAAAGGCCCUCAAGAAGGCCAAGACAAUGAAUUUCUCGUUAUGCUACGGAAUCAGCGACGAGGACGACUCCGGCCACAUAUGGAGUUUAGAAUGCCUCGCUUGCAGCAAGCACCUGUUUCUCAACAUGUCGAAGAGCGAACCAAAUUUGAUACUGCGAAACUUCCACCGCCACCUCGCCAUGUUGCAUCCAACCCCAGCCCCGCACCAGAAGCGUGCCGCCGCCACACCCAGCCCGUCGCGCCGGCAAGGGGGCCUCAUGACCCCGCCCGCCUCAGCGAACGUUCGCCGCACACGGCCGUCGGUCGAGAGGUCGACCCCGCCCUCGCGUUCUGCAUCGCCCGUGGACCGCGCGCAGCGCGCCGGUGCGGUCGACGCCCUGUCGUGGUUCUGCGAGGAAAACUGGCUCAACGAGGCCGAGGAGGCGCAACUGCGGGAGGCCGGGAUCGUCGAAGAGAGCAAGAUGCAGGCGUUUGGGCGGGCGUCGCGGCGGGACGCGAGGACGCAGCUGCUUGCCGAUCUGAAGGAGGCGGGGAUGAGCCUAGCGGCGCGAUUGCUGGUGGAUGCCGGUCUUGUGGCUCGCGCCCGCGCGGCGGGUGCCUCUUGA
Molecule: messenger RNA, 2505 nt
Organism: Epithele typhae
Lineage: Eukaryota; Fungi; Basidiomycota; Agaricomycetes; Polyporales; Epitheliaceae
Exons: 6
Coding region: 1-2505 (834 amino acids)
Source: RefSeq, a predicted model, not a curated record